Molecule: messenger RNA, 5378 nt
Organism: Pocillopora meandrina
Lineage: Eukaryota; Metazoa; Cnidaria; Anthozoa; Scleractinia; Pocilloporidae
Source: the annotation of a GenBank genome assembly
AUGUACGCAGCACCAUGUAGCCCGUCUUCUUCUAUAUUCAGUGAAAUGCUGGAACUCAAUGCAGCAAGAAAUAGUAGCAAACGGGACUAUUCAGAGGAGGAACAAUUAUCUGUUGGAAGUAGUUAUGAUGCUGCUAAAAGUUCACCAGUAUUUUUUGGUCGCUACGGACAAAAACUUUCCGAUUCUGUUGCUGAAAUUCGCGAAGGAGAAGAUGGCACGUCGACAAGAUCCUCAAUGUUUCCCGAAUUUGAUGCCUCCAUCAAUCAUCCCGCAACUUUUGGUUAUGUUUUGUUGGAUAGAAAACCAGUUGCACCUCCAAAACAAGAAUCUGUACCUUUACCUCAUCCCAAAGAAUGUGAGUAGUAGAUAAGGCAGGGGACAUUCAUAAGAAUAAGUACGGUACUGGAGGUUCAUCCCAAUUAAAUUUGAAGAAAAAAGGGAAAGAUAUCUGUGUAACUCCAUACAAUUCUAAAGCAAUGCUCAUGUCUCAAAGCUAAACUUCCUUUUUUUCAUUAUUUUCUUUUGUCAUUGAACUGCAUGCGUUAAUGAUUUAUUCUAAAAGUUAUGUCUGUUCUUGAGCCUUCUGGCCCACCCAGCCAGAGCUUAUACCAGUUUCUAAGUAGCAUGAAGCAACUAAUUACUACUCCCACCUGGAUAGGAUGCCAGUCUACUGCAGGAAAGCAUUUUAUCAGGCUUCCCUGACACUAUUGGCCAGUAUCUAUUUUGCCCAAGAACAUAACACUUUGACCUGGCCAGGUCUCAAACCUUCACUUCUUGGCUGAGUCCAGUGAAGCAAACAUUAGGCCACAGUGUACUGUCUUUCAAUGAAGUAUGGGGUUAUUUAGAAAUCAGGAGAUGAACUUUCUAUUAUGCAUCAGAGGAUGCUGGAAGCCACACUAAUGGAUUUUGAAUAAUUUCUUAAAGAUUUCUAUAAAGCCCUAGACUAUUCUAAAUCAACAUUGUAGUCCCAAAGGUAAUCUAUUGCUUUCACCAUUGUUUUCAUUAUCCAAGAACUCUAUGUUUAAUGAAGUCCUCAAUUGUGCGGAAAUCAUGCUAUAAUUUCCUCCACACCAGUGUUUUUGGUUUGUUUCCACUGCCCCACACAACUAUUGUUUGAUGUGUUUCCUCAUAUCUUUUAAACUUCAACACCUGGAAAGCCAAUGAAAGUUACAGUAGGUGAUGCAUUUUAAGUUAUAGUUUCAAAAGCCUCUUUUAUCACAUUUCCUCAUUAUAAAUCAGGUGUUUUCUAAGGUAAGCACUUUCAAGACUCCACUUUUCAAACUGUUCACAGAACUUUGUAUUUUCAUUGGCAUUACUGGGUAUACAGCAGAAGAGAAUAGAGACAGCUCACCUGGUACACAUGUAAAAAGAUCAAUGAGAAGGGAAAGGAGGAAUAUCAAAGAAAAAGAGAGAAAAGGAGAAGAAAAUGAGAUUUUCAAAAUAGAACUUUUUUUCCUAGAGGAGGGGGCUCUCUCUAGCAUGUGUGUUUAUACUCAUUUGCAAUGAAGGUGUAUAUUUUAUUGAGGAGCAUGAGUGAAAAUGCAUUACAAUGUAAGGAUUUUGGAAUGGAAAUACUUACAUUGCAGGGUAGCCUGUGUACAGCUGCCCAUUACCCUCCAAAAUAAAAUUGAGAAGUGCCUUUUCCAAUUUUCUUCUGGAAGGUAAGGAGCAGCUGCACGAAGGCUAGUGCCCGGUUCCAUUCUUGACUUUUCUGCAAGUUGCCAUCUGGGGAGCUGAAGUUAUAAAAUGGUCAUCAGAAAUCAAAUUUGAGGCUGCCAAAAAAAGAGACACCUUGGGUGAUAUUACAUGAUAAAUUAAACCGUCAACUGCAGUGCUUGUCACUGGAGUAAACAGUUAGGCUGGAGUUUGUAUUUAGAGAUUUGCGUGUCAUUUCUCAAGGUCAAAUCAACUGAGGAGAAUGAGGCAAAUUUUUACAGUUGAAAAUGACAGUGCAUGAGUAUUUUGUAAGAAAAUUUUCGUACCAGUUUGCAGAGGUUGCCUUUCCUCAUACUGCAACCCAUCUUAGAAAAAAGGUAAUUAUGUUUCUCAUUUGCGAUUUUCACCAUUACAGGCAGUCCCAGAGAAUACCUAGAUGCUUAUAUGUUUCCAGUUCUUUUACCAGCAAUCGAGCAAAUGCUGGUAGCUGCCAAAGAGAACAAAGUGUUUGAGGUUUGUUUUUCAUUUAAAUUACUUUUAGGGUUAUGUAUGUUGAUGUGUGUGUCCUCUGUAUAUUUUACUCUAGAAGGAAAGAGCAUGAGGAAUGUUUAGGAAAUGUUAAGCUGUCUCUCUGGUCUGAUUUAUUGUUCUAUACUUUUUCCAUAGAGGAGAAGAACAAAGUUUAAUGCAUGUGAUUUUUUGACGGAGUUCUUGUACAGGUUAGCAGAUUGCAUAAUUAUAUAUAUUAAUUAUGGUUCUGAUUUUGGAAUAGAAGAAAUUUAGACUCAGGGAUGAGGACUGAAGAUUCAUGAUAGGUUAACUGGCUUUGCAGAGAAAUAAAUUACAGAGAAACCAUUUUCUCUCAAGCAUCAUGUCAACAGAAAAGCAAAUAUGAAGUUUUACUAUGCAGAGAAUUGACAGAGCAAUUGUUUUUGACAUCUUCAAAAACCCAAGUGGUGUAAGUUGGACAGCAAGAAACAAUUCACUCAGUCAAGGAAACUAAUGCAAAAACAAGUUGCAGCCGAGAUAGGAAGUGAUUCAGCCAUAUAAGUGGUACCUUUUAACCCAUACAUGUCUUAUACAAGCUGUAGUAUAUGUGAGACACGAUAAGUACAUCCUAUAGCUAGGAAAGUUUCAGGUCAUUCUAUCUUCUGAGCUGCAACACAGAUCACUGAAGGGAAGGAUAAUGUACUUUCUAUCUUGUGCACAGGAACAAUCCCAGAUACAAGGAUAGAUCUAAUGUAGUACUGGAAGACAUUCCUUUUGUGCAAACAAUACUGGCAGAGAAGUAAGUUAUCUUAGUAUCUCAAAUGACUUAAUGUAAUCAAUGAUUAACUCAGAGCUAAUUGCGAUAGUUGCAGUGCCUAGAAGUGACUAGAUACUAGGAAACAGGGGGUGGAUUUCACCUGUAUCAGACUGGUGUCCAGUCCAAGAGAAGUAGAAAUGGCUCUCGCUGUUUCAUGCCGUGGAAACCAGGAUAAGCUCCUGCAGUAAUAAGCUAUGAUGAUUGUAAAACUUAAUCUAAUUUUAGCCUGUGACUAUGGACAGCCCUUGUCUUUUUUAAGAAUUAAACUAUUUUUUCUCUCUUUGUUUUAUUCUCGUAGUCCUCGCCCUCCUUUACCAUUGUCUUUGCUUCUCAGCGAUGAGGAGGCCGCGAUCAUCAUUCAGUCAUUCUUCAGAGGAUAUCUGGUAAAACUUUGCAAUUUCUAUAAUUUUCCUUUACCUAGAAAUAUCAGAAAUGCAAUAAAUCAUCUCGUUUUGAAUGCCAAAAACUGAAAUGUCUCGAUAGAGGCUGACCUUUUUUCAACCUAAGAAUAUGAUAAGAACUCGUACUACGGUUUGGAAAACAAACAUGUACUGAUGCUUUUCUUUUAUCCUUAACCGUUUGACCCUUCAAAGUGACCAGCAUCUAAUUUCUCCUCACAAUAUCACCCCUGAAUCACUUAUUAAGGUCACAAGAGUAAGGCAAAUGAUCACCAACUAAAGAGGGUUUGGAUUGUUCAACAAAUUCUCCUCGUUGGCACCCUAGGAAUGUUUAGACAACAACAUGGAGAAUAGGCACGUUGAUCUUAGAGUGUAAAGGGUUAAUUAGCCUAGGAAACUAUUUUUCUUGCCAGCUGGUUUUGUUGAAUUUUGAAUAUGGAAUGUUGUUGAAUAUGGCAUCUACACUCACUGGUCUGUUAACGUUAUAACGUAGUGCGGAGAAGUUAUAACGUGCCCUUACAGCAAAAGUUGCAGUAAAGGUCUUAAUACAGUCUCUUUUUAAUCCACAGGUGCGCAAACAUCCAGAGGUUCAAGAGUUAAGAGAGUACCAGAAAGAAAUGAGAAAUGUAAGAGAUUUUGAGAGAGAGCACUCUUAACUAAAACAUAUUUAGCCUGUUUCAGGCGUUCAGUUAGUAAAACGAAGCGCGAUACCAAACGAUGCGAUAGUAGGGGAAAAAACGACGGGGGUGGGGUCGGGUCGCACUAAAACAUUCUUCGUUUUUUCACUGCGCUACUAUUGCGUCGUUUGUUAUCGCGCUGGAUGGGGUCGUACUACUGAAUCAAAUAUAAUGGGGUUGCAUUUUCAGUGAAGUUACGAGAAUGGGGUCACACAUUUUCGUUAUUUUGGGAUGAAGAAAAAUCUGGUGAGUAGGGAUUUAAAAAAUGGGACGAUUCACCAGUCAAAAGUUGUCAACGGAUUAUCAAACUAAAAUACAGUUAGAGUUAAUCAAACUAAAAAUAUCAGUUGUAGUGUUAGCGCAAUAAACGUCAUUAUUGAAUAUCCCAGUGGUCUUAACAUGUGCUCAUUACUGAGUUUUGAAAAGAGCAGUAAACCUCGCGUGCUUUCUACUGUUAUUUUUGUUACAGCCUAGGCUUUGUUAAUCUCCCAUCUGCUACUACGUCCACUCCUCCUCUUGAGUUAUAAUUCCUGUUUAUCCGAUUUCUGCUUGCUUGGUGCUGCCAACGCUUUCAGAAAGUUCUGCCCGUGCGUGGAAACACAUCCUUCCCUUCGACCGCAUGCUGAGUGCCAGAUUAAGUAGGAGCGGUUAUUAGUAAUUAGAUUUUAGUAUUAGCUCUAACUUUUGAAAAUUAUUGUAAAGCGCUUAGAGCAGCAAUGUAUAAGCGCCAUCGAAGUGAUGUUAUUAUUGUUAUUACGUGGGCCUCCCUCUUGUUUCAAUUUCUCUGUCGACUCUGAAUUUGGUUUUUUUGUUAACUUUCGCUCUAGGAAGCUGUCGACAUUUUCUUAAAAGUGGAAGACUUCUGGAAGAAGCAUCCAGUGGAGGAUGGAGACGAAGAAGAAAAGAAAGCUGAUUAAUUAUUUCUUCGAUAUUUUUGUACAGAACAAGAUACCUUUACAAAGAGCAGUUCUUAUGAAGGGAAAUAUUUAUUUCGCCAUCGAACUUGUAAGUGUUGCAAGUGCCAAAACGAUGAAAAUAUGAACUACCUGAUACUAUAAUUUUAUACGGUUACCACCCAUAGUUGUAACUUGAAAGAAAAAGUCAGUUUGUUGUUGUGAAUAAGUGGUCUUUAAAUAUAAAUCGACCCUAAGAAGCUUUGAUCUUGAAACGUACUCUUCUUGUUAGUGUAAAAGAGAAUGUAGGACAAAGAUUAUGGAUAUUGAUGUAGGGUGUUAAACCAGAUUCGAGGGCCGCUCUUUUAGUAAGAGUUCAUAAUAUAGUUUGUUUCUUGCCCAUUUAAUUCGAUAGUUUGUUGAAAUUAAAGCCGGUCUAAAAUAUGAG